Messenger RNA from Trichophyton verrucosum HKI 0517, 228 nucleotides. RefSeq lists its product as uncharacterized. The record is from RefSeq and is a predicted model, not a curated record. The transcript has a single exon. Lineage: Eukaryota; Fungi; Ascomycota; Eurotiomycetes; Onygenales; Arthrodermataceae. The coding region runs from base 1 to 228 and encodes 75 amino acids.
AUGUCUUCCGACUCUAUUUCGACAAAGCGGUUGAAGAGCGCUGAGGAGAGCGUUGGACAUCCAGAGGAAGCCUUCACGUAUGACGAACAGCAUCAGCAUGUGCCAGCCAAGUAUAUGGGCACGUCUCGAGAUCGAGAUGAUAUGUGCCAGCUGGGAAAGACACAGGUCUUGAGAGUAAGUCUCCUUUGCAUUCAUACAUUGACUGUUUUCUCCAGAAACCAAAAUUAA